Aspergillus uvarum CBS 121591 is the source of this 1987-nucleotide messenger RNA. RefSeq names its product SDR family oxidoreductase/polysaccharide deacetylase family protein. Gene Ontology annotation, molecular function: hydrolase activity, acting on carbon-nitrogen (but not peptide) bonds. Lineage: Eukaryota; Fungi; Ascomycota; Eurotiomycetes; Eurotiales; Aspergillaceae. Bases 149 to 1948 code for a protein of 599 amino acids. Gene Ontology annotation, biological process: carbohydrate metabolic process. The transcript has 6 exons. The record is from RefSeq and is a predicted model, not a curated record.
AUCCACUAUAUCGGUAAGAUUAAGUUGCUUAUCAUCAACGCUAGGCUCGUCGUCGCAACGGCUUGUCCUCUCUCGGUUACUACUAUAGGGGAUCAGUCUUAUCCGCUCCCACACCCGAUUAGAGCAUCAGCAUAGCCAUAGCUCCCCUAUGUCUUCCUCUUUCUUGGGGCUGAACGGGCUCCAUGUCCUCGUUACGGGAGCUGCGGGUGGCAUUGGUCGACGAGCCGUGCAGGAGUUUCUGGACCAAGGAUGCAAAGUCACUGCACUAGAUCUUAAGCCUUUAGAGCUUGCCCACGCACCAGCUGACGUCUACGCACGACUUCACAUUCUCCGAGGCGAUAUCGCCGACGAGGAGUCUAUUCGCUCGAGCGUGUCGCAGGCCAGCAAGCGCUUCGGGCCGAUCAACAUCCUCAUCGCCAACGCCGGCAUCACCGAUGAGAGCAAGGACUACCCGAUCUGGGAGCUUCCCUUGGAAGCCUGGGAAAGGACAUAUCGCGUCAAUGUGCGCGGAACCUUUCUCACCAUCAAACAUUUUCUUCGAUCCGCACAGCUGUCACAGCAGACGCUGGGCAGGGAGUUGGACAACCUGGCCAUUGUCGUGACAGGCAGUGAGACGGGCAAGUUUGGUCAAGAGGGACACGCCGAGUAUGCCUCUGGGAAGGCGGGCUUGCAGUAUGGUUUGGUAAAGAGCGUGAAGAAUGAGAUUGUUCGGCUCAAUAGCCAGGCGAGAAUCAACGCUGUUGCUCCGGGGUGGGUAGACACGCCCAUGAUCGAAGGUCGGCUGGAUGAUCCGAAGGAGAUGUGGGCGGAGGCUCAGGCAACCGUGCCAUUGAGGAGGGUUGCUAAACCUGAGGAUGUGGCUCGUACCAUGGCUUUUCUGGCCUCCCAUCGCGCAGCUGGGCAUAUCUCAGGACAGUGCUUAAGUGUCGACGGUGGCAUGGAGGGGCGUCUGGUUUGGAAAGAAAGCGAUGAGCCGAAGAAGCUGACGGCUGAAAGUACGGUGCUUUCGAUCGCCUCGUCCAUCCCACCAGCCUUGACCAAGCCGAAGCGGAACAAGAUUCGCAUUGCCGUAUCCAUCGAUUUGGAUGCGGUCUCUGGAUGGCUAGGAACGGGGCAACAUCCAGACAACAUUCUAGCCGAUUACUCGGCCGGGUUCUUCGCAGCCCGAGUCGGUGUUCCGCGACUUAUACGCAUGCUCAAGAAGCUCAACCUUGCGGACCGCUGCACGUGGUUCAUCCCCGGCCACUCCGCGGAGAGUUUCCCCAACGAGGUCCGGCAGGUGGUCGAGUCGGGCUGCGAGAUCGGUCUGCAUGGCUACGCCCAUGAGGGCGCCUACCAGCUCACCGUCGAGCAAGAGCGAGACGUCCUGGUCAAAUGCAUCGAAAUCGCCACCAAGCUCACCGGCAAGAAACCCGUCGGGUAUCGGGCGCCCCUGUACCAGCUGCGCGAGUCGACGAUGGAUCUUCUCGAGGAAUUUGGCUUCGAAUACGAUGCCUCCCUGACCGACCACGAUUGCCAUCCGUUCUUCGCCCCGCGUCGUCCUCCCCUCGAGCCCAUCAACUUCGCCCGCCCCGCCUCGACCUGGAUGCACCCGAUCCCGCAGACCACCGCGGACCGUCGGCCGCUCGUCUGCGUCCCCUGCAAUUGGUACAUGGAGGACAUGACCCCGAUGCAGUUCCUGCCGCACGCGCCCAACUCGCACGGCUACACGGACGUGCGGGUAAUCGAGAACCUGUGGAAGGACCGCUUCCUGUGGAUCCGCGAGAACGAGGAGGAGCCCAUCUUCCCGGUGCUGAUGCAUCCGGACACGAGCGGGAUGGCGCAUGUCAUUGGGAUGUUGGAGCGGCUGCUGCGCUGGCUGCAGGGGUGGGGGGAGGAGGUGGAGUUCUGUCAGACCGGGGAGAUUGCCCGGUGGUAUCGGGAUAAAGAGAUGAAAGCAUCCUUUUGACCGUCUGUUAAGACGCCCUGUUGAGAGACACUUGCGGUC